UCUCCAGACCCCAGAAGGGAAAGUAAAGGUAUCUACAGCGCCCAGUUAUAGUCCAGGUUGAGGAAACGGCUAUUUUUCAGCUUUUCUGGAGGAAUGCAAAGUUCUCUUUCCUUAAGACAAAUGAGCAUUCCAAAAGGUUUGGGCUACCUGACCCUUAUGGCACCAAGAAACCUCUUGUAUAUGAGAAGUAACUUUCUUUUUGGUUCAAGACGUUGGAUGAUCCGAUUUUCAGCAGAAAUCCUCUUUAAAUCAGUUUCAUUUAGGCUUUUCAGAAUGAAAUGUGAUAAUGCAGACAGUGAACCUUUGGAAAAUGAAGAACUGCUGAAUAACUUACUUAGUAUGGGAGUAGAUGUUGACAUGGCAAAGAAACGACAGCCUGGAGUUUUUAAUAGGAGAGGUACUAAUGAGCAGAACCUGAAGGCAUUCCUUCUGUCUAAAGGAGCUAGCAAAGAAGUGAUUGCUAGCAUCAUAUCAAGAUAUCCACGAGCCAUGACACGCACACCUGAAAGUCUUUCAAAUCGGUGGGAUCUGUGGAGAAGAAUUGUGACAUCAGACCUUGAAAUUGUAGCUGUUUUGGAACGUUCUCCUGAAUCCUUUUUUCGGUCCAGUAACAACCUAAACUUAGAGAAAAAUAUAGAGUUCCUCUACUCAGUUGGAUUGACCCGUAAAUGCCUUUGUCGAUUGUUGACCAGUGCCCCGCGUACCUUCUCCAAUAGUCUUGAGCUGAAUAAACAGAUGGUUGAAUUUUUGCAAGAAGUCUGUUUGUCUUUGGGUCACAAUGAUCCCACAGGUUUUGUCAGGAAGAUAAUUUUAAAAAACCCUUUCAUCUUAAUUCAGAGCACCAAACGGGUAAAAACUAAUAUUGAAUUUUUACAGUCAGCUUUCAACUUGAACAAUGAGCAGCUGCUUGUUUUGAUACAUGGUCCAGGAGCUAAAAUCCUAGACCUUUCCAAUGACUGUAUGAGAAGAAACUACACAAAUAUCAAAGAAAGACUGUUUUCUCUUGGGUGUACUGCAGAAGAGAUACGGAAGUUUGUUUUAAGCUGUCCAGAUGUGAUCUUCUUGGGAGAGAAAAAGUUUAGUGAUAAAAUAGACUGCCUCAUAGAAGAAAAAAUUAGCAUUUCACAAAUAAUUGAAAAUCCUCAGAUUUUGGAUUCAAGCAUAAGCACUUUAAAAAGUCGAAUCAAAGAAUUGGUAAAUGCUGGCUAUAACUUGAGUACGUCAAACAUCAGUCUUCUGUCUUGGAGUCAAAAAAGAUAUAACGCUAAAUUGAAAAAGUUAAACACUGGACGGAAUGUUGUUCUGGGGAAUUAAGCAAAAGUCAGUCUUAUAAUGUAGUGACAUAAUUUCAUUUUGAACUUGGACCUUUCAAAAAGGAGGUUUGCUUUCUUAACCACAUAUACGUAUAUAAUGUUUCUUUGGAUAUUUUAGUUUAAAGGUUCAUAAAAACUCAUGGUCGGGCUUCCCUGGUGGCGCAGUGGUUGAGAGUCCGCCUGCCGAUGCAGGGGACGUGGGUUCGUGCCCCGGUCCUGGAAGAUCCCACGUGCUGCGGAGCGGCUGGGCCCGUGAGCCAUGGCCUCUGAGCCUGCGUGUCCGGAGCCUGUGCUCCGCAACGGGAGAGGCCACAACAGUGAAAGGCCGGCGUACCGCAAAAAAAAAACCCCAAAAGACUCAUGGUCAUUAUGCCCUGGUAUAGUCUUCCCAGCUACCUUUUCUGUAGUUUGAACUAGUACAACACCCAAUUUUAUGAUACAGGCUGUGGCUUUUGUAUGAAUGGUAGUUGAUGAGUGCUAUGGCAGAACAAUGUGUAAAAAGAAAGUACAAAAUAAGCUUUUUUGGUUUCUGUUCAGAUUUGAAAAUUGACAGAUUCAUUUAGAUAGUUCUAUUUCCUAUCAUGGUUUUGAAUGGCAACCUAUUUCUCCUAUUAUUCCAUGUAUCUAAUUACGGUUCAUCUUCAAAAUAGAGUGUCAGUAAGAAUAUGACAACAAAAAGGAGGAAUUUUUCAUCCCAAAUUCGACGUGCUCUAUUUAAACCAUUAGUAUGCCCCACCACUCCUCCAGUUUAGGCUCAAUUUACUAUGGGUAUAUCCUGAUUUCUUUGAAGAUAAGAGCAACUGUGAUAGGCAGAAUAAUGGUUACCCAAAGAUAGCAAUGUCUUAAUUCCCAGAACCUGUGGAUAUGUUUCGUUACAUUAUAAAAGGACUUUGCAGAUGUGAUUAAGUUAAGGACCUUAAUUUGAGGUCCUGAGUUGGGGAGGUUUUCCUGGAUUAUCUGGGUGAGCCCAGUAUAAUCAUAAGGGUCCUUAAAAGUGGAAGAGGGAGGUAAAAGAAGAGGUCAGAGUGAUGCAGUGUAAGGAGGACUUGACCCACUUUUACUGGCUUUGAAGGAGGAAGUGGACAUGAACCAAGGAAUGCAGGUAGCCUCUAGAAAAUGAAAAAGGCAAGGAAGCAUUCCUCCCUAGUGCCUCAGAAAGGAACGCAGCCGCGCUGAGACCUUGAAUUUAGCCCAGUGAGACCCAUGUCAGACUUCAGACCUACAGAACCAAAAGAUAAUAAACUGGUGUUGUCUUAAGCCACUGAGUUUGUGAUAAUUUGUUACAGCAGCAAACAGACUGAUAUAACAACUAAAUAGAUGAUUAGUUGCAUUUUAGAUGAAAAAGUGUACCUUUAGUAUAGUAUCUGUAUUUCUUCCUCUUAUACUUCUUUUAUCCACCUAUCUUUCUGGAAUGGCUAAUAAGUUAGUGUUUGUAGUUUCCUCUAAAUGUAUGGAUAAAAAACUAAAUGUAAGUAAUAAAAUCUAAAUAAAGGAAUACUUUUUCCUAA
This is a messenger RNA of Mesoplodon densirostris (Blainville's beaked whale), 2821 nucleotides long. It is a transcript of the gene MTERF1, whose product is annotated as mitochondrial transcription termination factor 1. The transcript has 3 exons. Gene Ontology annotation, cellular component: mitochondrial matrix. The record is from RefSeq and is a predicted model, not a curated record. Bases 94 to 1314 code for a protein of 406 amino acids. Gene Ontology annotation, molecular function: double-stranded DNA binding. NCBI's taxonomy places the organism in Eukaryota, Metazoa, Chordata, Mammalia, Artiodactyla, Ziphiidae. Gene Ontology annotation, biological process: termination of mitochondrial transcription; regulation of DNA-templated transcription.